CCACGCUCCGCAAGCAGCCGGGGAAGCCGCUCUGAGCCGGGCUCCGAGCAAAGGCUUGGCGCUGCGAGCCGCGCUGAGAGCCCGCGGAGCGCGCAGUUCUCAGUGGGGACAGGGUUCCCACCCGGGACUCUCUUGUAGAGCUGAGCCUGGCAAAUGGGCGCAUGAAGAAGGAGAGCAGGGAAAUGGAUUGCUAUUUGCGCCGCCUCAAACAGGAGCUGAUGUCAAUGAAAGAGGUGGGCGAUGGCUUACAGGAUCAGAUGAACUGCAUGAUGGGUGCGCUGCAAGAACUGAAGCUCCUACAGGUGCAGACAGCAUUGGAACAGCUGGAGAUCUCUGGAGGGGGGCCUGUGCCAGGCUGCCCUGAAAGUCCUGGGACACAGCCCGACCGCCCUCGAUGGGAGGGCGGCAGAAGUCCUGCUAGGCCCGUGGUCAGCCCUCCUUCCAGUCAGCCUUCUCUUGGCAGCAGCAAGCUUCCGGCCCAUAGGAGAGUCUGUGGGAGGGAGUUAGCCCCCCUGCCCAGGACACAGCUGCUGCACCAGAGCUGUGUCCAGCAGGGGCCGGAGCAGGUGGAACCAGAUGACUGGACGGCCACAUUGAUGUCCCGGGGCCGGAAUCGACAGCCUCUGGUAUUAGGGGACAACGUUUUUGCGGACCUGGUGGGAAACUGGCUAGACCUGCCAGAACUGGAGAAAGGUGGGGAGAAAGGUGAGACUGGGGGGGCGGGCGAGCCCAAAGGAGAGAAAGGCCAGCCCCGGGAGCUGAGCCGCAGGUUUGCCCUCACAGCAAACAUCUUUAGGAAGUUCUUGCGUAGCGUGCGGCCUGACCGGGACCGGCUGCUGAAGGAGAAACCAGGCUGGGUGACACCUGUGGUCCCUGAGCCCCGAUCAGGACGCUCCCAGAAGGUCAAGAAGCGGAGCCAUUCCAAGGGCUCUGGACAUUUCCGAUUCCCAGGCAGUGGGGAGCACAGACGAGGGGAAAAUCCCUCCACAAAUUGCCCCAAGGCCCUGGAGCCCUCACCCUCUGGCUUUGAUAUUAACACAGCUGUUUGGGUCUGAAUCCUAGAGACAGAAAGUUGACUGACCUGAAAGGGCCAGGCCCCUGGAGAGGAGGGAGGGCAGGCAGGAUGGCUUUCAAGAGCUCAAGUCCAAGUUCAUUUUCCCUAGAAGGGAGGGAGAAGCCAGAGUUCUCAGCACAGGGCUGAAAGGAAUGUGGUUGGGAGAGGCUGUCUCAGGGGCUGGCUGGUGGGGUGGGGAGGUAAGAGUUCCUGGAGAGAGAGAGAGAGAGAGAGAAUGAAUGUGUGUGUGUGUGUUGCUCACUUUGGGGCUGGAGGUGAGAGUAGGGGAGGGCAGAAGGAGAAGACCAUGAAAUCCCUCUGACAUUCCUCCACUGCCCCCCAACACCUCAGUUGAACAUUCUGUCUGGAAAAGAGCACCAGAGCCCCAGGUUCCCCAGAAAGGCCCCCAGUAAAGACCUGUCUCUGUGGCCCUAACCUUAUAACUGUCUGCUUCCCCAGCAAGGCAUUGCUCCAGGCACAGGGACUGAACUCCAGCCCUCCUGCGAGUUGGAGCAGCAGGGAGGCAAAACCGCACCUUUUUUUUUUUUUAAGUUGCCUUUGAGGUUUCAGCCCAGACCUGGACCCUGAGCGCAGAGCUGAAUGAGUGCAGUGUGUAAGGAGCAGCCGGGGAAGCCCCUGGCAUUCCUCACCUCCCCCCAAAUGCACAGGGGAGGAAGGAUAUCGGUGUGGCACUGUGCACUUUUGAGAAAGCCUUUUCAGAAACAUGGUCUCAUGUUUCUAAUGAGUGGGCACCCAGGGCGGGCGUUAGCCCAUGUUCCAUGUAAGGAAACAAGCCCAGAUCUGCUGCCUGUCCAGGAACACCGUUGGCAGGAGGAGGUGGAACGGGGCAGGCCGGACUGCAGAGUGGAAGCUGAGCCCUGCAGUUACCUAUGCUCCUCCCCCGCAGUCCUUGGAGCCCCCUCCCCAAGGCCCUGUCUCCUGCACUGAAUUCCCACCCGGGGCAGGUUAACAUGGAAAUUCACCGGUGAGGAGACGACCAGCGCAGAAGGAAUACCCACUCCUGUGUACACCCCUAGCUCCCUUCCGCGGCCCCUCCCCGCUAGGCGCUGCCCUUGGCCUCAGGUUCCCCCCUCGCCCCGCAGUCGGCCUGGGCGGAGGGGCAGAGCGGGGGGCGGUAGUUCAGCCCCAGCUUUUCUAAAGCCGCUCUGGGCACGUGGCUCGGGGAGAGCCGCCGGCGGAUCUGGGCCAGCCCCGGCCCGCGCUGCGCGAGCCGCCGUCCCCCGCUCCGGCAGGGAACGCCCACUGGCUGGGAAAAGACAAAGCGGGUCCCUGUGUGGCUGAGCCUGCGCGGGAGGACACGCCCUCUCCCCUCUGCCCUCCCGGCCGGGCGCCCUCCGGCAUGACUGGGUGUGACAGCUGCAAUUAGAGGCAAGACGCCUUCCUGCCCUCUAAGCGUUGAUAGCAAAUUGGAGAAGAGAAAAAUAACAAGAAAGGCUCUUCCGCCUGCUUCCUGGGCCCCCAGCGGCGGAGAGGGAGGGAGUGGGCUUAGAGCUCGAGUUGGAGGUGCGCAGCGACCAUUUGAGGGUGGUUAGGGUCACCCUCAAAUCCACACACAGUCAAGUGGUAGGUGUUGAGUUUUUGGUGGGGAAAGCGCUCAUUUUUGUUGUUUUGUGCACUUGCUAUUUGCCAGGUAGUGUGCACAUCUCUCUAAUUUAGAACAACUCUAGAAGGCACUGUUCUCCAGAUACCUCAGUGGAAAUUCUUAGCGCUCACCUAAACUGGCCACAUGGGGCUGCUUGCAAAUGAAAGAACCAAGAUUUGAACCAGGGGGUUAUCUGACUCGCCAACUCCUGUCCUUUCCUCUCUACCUACCUACUGAGCUAGCUCUUUCUAGAAGAGCCAGCCCUUGCCAAUCCCUCCUGUCUCUCCAGAGAACUCUGACAUUUGGUCUUGGGUGAAGGAAUGUUUGUUGGCUGUGGCUGCCUUUGGUUGUGGUGGUGGUGGUAAUGGCGUGUGUGUGUGUGUGUGUGUGUGUGUGUGUGUGUGUGUGUGUGUGUGUGUGUAUGGACAAUGUGCAUGUGAAGAUUCCACCUACUCGCUGAUUUGUGAGAGGAAGGAAAUGUGUGCUGCUGGGUGGUGGAGAAGCCAUGCAGACAAUUAUUCAAGAUGACACCAGCUCCAAGUCUGGAAUAAUUCUAUAGGAAACCAAGCCAAGAAGCCCAUUCAUCUGCACUCAUCUAUUUUGUGGACUGGUCAAAGCAGCUCAGAUUGAUGGAACAAAACUUUUAUGAACACCUCCUGAUGCUAAGGAACAGAGCAAUGAAAGGGACCCAGUUGCUGACCUCCAGAGGAUCCAGGAAAACAAAGAAGCAGAUUUUUAACCAUUGGUUAACCAGAAGAGAUUCAAGGGACUAAAAACUCAUUUUAACUUGGGCCAGAACAAAACAAUUAGGAAGUGACGUUUGCUGCCAACGUAAUUCACAGGUGCCAGGCAUCUUCACUUUUGUGUUCUUAAUUCCUUCUCAUGACACCCUAAAAGUGGUUGCUGUUACUCUUAUUAAUAUUUUACAUGGAUAGGCUCAAAGAAGUUAAGCAACUCAUUCAAGGUCACAGAAUGGCAGAGUUGGGAUUGAAACAGUUCCAAAUGACUUCCAGCCUUGUGCUUUUCAUACUACCCCACAAAUUGUCCAUACCCACUCCAAUGCCAAAUCAAGAGGAACAACAAAAACCCUGUCCUCCCAUAUUAUCCAUGUCCCUACACAGACAAAUGGCAUGUGACUGUCAGAUGGAGGAAUUUUGCCAGGGUCUUGAGAGGGCUGAUGUGGCCCCACCCACUAUGUCAUGCUUUGCUAAUGAAAGGUUAUGGUAAUUCAUUUCCCCUCCCCGCCAAUCUUUACUUCCCUCCCCUCUGGACUCAAUGGGAAUGCCUGUGGGUAGGAGAUAGUGGAAGUAAGCAGAAAGAAACUGACAGCUUAAUUCUGCCUCUGGGACUCCUGUUAUGGUUAAUUAGGACGUGUAGAGAAGCUGAAAGCCCAUUUGCUGCCCUGCCUGGCAUGCAGCCCCACCCCACACCUGGCCCACUUCCCUGGCAGGUACUGGGGCCACCUAACUGGCCCAGGCAUCUGCUGAGGGCUCCAACUGCUUCUUUGUGGCCAGAGUGUGUCUGUAGAUGAUCCCCAACUAUAGCAGGAACCCGUCCCUGCUGGGCAUGGCUGAUGAGGCCUGCCUGGUCUCCCUCCUUCCUUUCUCUUUCCAACCUUUCAGACCCAGUCCUUUACCAGGACUGGGAUCUCUCUUUCCCCCCUCCUUCAGGCACCCCUCUGCACCCCAUCCCUCAAGGUGAUCUCUGAACCCAAACUUGCCCUGAGGAAUAGAGACCUGGCUCUGCCCCCACCUCACCUUCCCCCAGGGCCUUGUGAGGGACAGUCUCCUGCAUCUUUCCCAGGUCACACCAACCUUUCCUGCAUGGCCUGGACAAGAGCGAGAGCACAUAGCCUGUCUCUUGGGGAGCAGGGGCCUGUCUGCCUUCUCCAGAGCAGCCGUCAGUCCAUCUCAGGUGACUUCCCCACCCAGCACAGUUAAGGCACUUCCGCCAGCCCAUGGUGUGAGCACUACAUCUGUAGUCAAGCAGACAGGAUUGGAGACCCAUUUCCGUCACUGUGUAAGCUUCGGCAUGUUGCUUGACCUUUCUGAGCCUCACUUUUCUUAUCUGUGAAAUGGGGAUAAUGCGGGGCUGCUGUGGGGUUAAAGGACAUCAUGUACCUAGGGGUCAGGCACACUGCCUGGAUCACAGCAGAAGCUCAGCAGACACCAGACUAGCACCCCUGCAGUGCAGGCGCUAACUAUGUGACCUGAGGCAAAAGUACUAAAAAAAGUGUUUUCUCUGA
Messenger RNA from Microcebus murinus (gray mouse lemur), 4902 nucleotides. RefSeq names its product inka box actin regulator 2 (gene INKA2). Gene Ontology annotation, cellular component: nucleus. The record is from RefSeq and is a predicted model, not a curated record. NCBI's taxonomy places the organism in Eukaryota, Metazoa, Chordata, Mammalia, Primates, Cheirogaleidae. Gene Ontology annotation, molecular function: protein kinase binding; protein serine/threonine kinase inhibitor activity.